Rosa chinensis is the source of this 678-nucleotide messenger RNA. RefSeq lists its product as uncharacterized. NCBI's taxonomy places the organism in Eukaryota, Viridiplantae, Streptophyta, Magnoliopsida, Rosales, Rosaceae. The record is from RefSeq and is a predicted model, not a curated record. The coding region runs from base 1 to 678 and encodes 225 amino acids. The transcript has a single exon.
AUGGCGGCUAUGGUGAAUGGUCAGAACACUUUGCAAACCUUGCUAAUACAAAAUCAACAAGGCCAACUCAACCAAGCUCUUCAACCUCCAUGGCAGCAAGCUCAUGCUUAUAUUCCACAACCUCAGGCUCAAUUUCCAAUUGGUGGACAACCAUUUCAAGCUCAACAACAGUUUGGCAUGGCCAACAAUUAUGUGCAACAGCCGAUAAAUAACAACAACGGUUUAGGAGGACAAAACCCACCGAGGAAUGGGUUGAUAGUCGAAGAAAUUAGGAGAAUUUGUGAAGAAACUGUAGGGCCAGCUCCUAGAAGAACGGCCAGGCCAAGAUACACCAAACCGUAUCCGAAAAGGGUUGAAAACAGAGAUUAUCUGAGGGGAUUCAAAUUUCCUGACUUUCCUCUCUUCAGUGGAGAUGAUUACCAAUCAACUAUAGCACAUAUUUCUCGGUUGACAGCACGGUGUGCCGAACACUCUAGAGAUGAUGACUUGAAGCUGAAGUGGUUUGAAAACUCAUUGACCGGCCCUGCACAUGUGUGGAAUGUUAACUUGGCACCUAAUUCUAUUCAAAACUGGGCCGACAUGGAAAAAGCCUUCCAUGAGCAAUUCUAUCGAGCUGAACCAGAAGUCACAGUUGCCGAUUUGGCAAAAAUGUAUCAGGAAGCACAUGAAUCAGCCUAA